AUGACACCCAUUCCCCCCUCCCCCGCCCCUCUCCUUCCUGCACAGGGAGAGACGGAGUGUGCGUUCUUUCUUCGCACGGGGCGGUGCAAGUUCGGAGCAACGUGCAAGUUUAACCACCCUGACCUGUACACGGCCCCGCUACAACCAAUGGGGUUACAUCCCUCCCAGCAGCAUCCUUCCCAGUUGCUGCAGGCACCAAUGGGGCUGCAUCCUUCUCAGCUAAACCCCUCUCAGCUACAGCCGUCCCAGCUACAAACGUCUCAGCUACAGCCGUCCCUGCAGCAUCCCGCCUACCAGUAUCCCUCCCAGCUACGACCGUCCCAGUUACAACCGUCCCAGCAGCAUCCCUCCCAGCUUCAACCAUCCCAGCUACAGCCGUUCCAGCAGCAGCAGGUGCAGGUGUCGCAACCUGGGGGGGCACACACAGGAGAAGCAGAGGGGCCAGGUAGGGAACAGCCGAGAAGCAGCAGCUCUGGGGAAACAUCAGGGGAAACACCUGGGAAAGAAGAAGCAAGUAGCCCUGCUGAUGGUGGUGGUUAUGCUGAUGCUAGUGAUGGGGGUGAAAGCAGCAGCAUCAGUACCAACCCAUGCAGCAAGGCGGAGGGGGGAGCGGCGGGGGAGGGUGGGGAGGAGGGGGAGGUGGGGGAGGUGGGGGAGGAGGGGGAGGAGGGGGGAACCGUCCUCCCACCACCACCAUCAGAAGCACCAGCAGCACCACCAGCAGCGCCAGCAGCAGUAGCAGCAGCAGCAGCGCCAGCAGCAGCAGCGCCAGCAGCAGUAGCAGCAGCAGCAGCGCCAGCAGCAGCAGCAGUAGCAGUAGCAGCAGCAGCAGCAGCGCCAGCAGCAGCAGCAGUAGCAGUAGCGGCAGCAGCAGCAGCGCCAGCAGCAGUAGCAGCAGCAGCAGAAGCUGGUACCGCUGCUGCUCCUUUCCCGAUGAAUCCGGCUUCGCCUGGUGAAGGUGCUUCAGGUGAAGGUGCUUCUGGUAUAGUUGCUUCCGAUGUCGGUGCUUCUGCUUUAGGUACUUCUGCUUUAGGUGCUUCUGGUGUAGGUGCUUCUGGUGUAGGUGCUUCUGGUGUGGGUGGUAUUGUGGCAGUUGGCGAAGGUGCUUCUGGUGUGGUUGCUUCUAGUACAGGUGCUUCUGCUGUACAUGCUUCUACUCAGCCUCUGCAGCCGUGUCAGCAGCAAUAUCCACACCAACAGCAGCAGCAGCAGCAGCAGCAGCAGCAGCAGCAGCAGAAGAAGGCACAGCAGGACGCACGGCAGGCCUUGCCGAACCUACCAGAGAGGCUCGGGCAACCGGUCUACCAAUACUACAUGCGGACCGGGACGUGCAGGUUCGGAGGAUCAUGCCGGUACCACCAUCCAAAGAAAACACCUACCCCUGAUCAGCACCAAAGCUAG
Messenger RNA from Closterium sp. Naga37s-1, 1401 nucleotides. NCBI's taxonomy places the organism in Eukaryota, Viridiplantae, Streptophyta, Zygnematophyceae, Desmidiales, Closteriaceae. The record is from the annotation of a GenBank genome assembly.